Molecule: messenger RNA, 1827 nt
Organism: Mercenaria mercenaria
Lineage: Eukaryota; Metazoa; Mollusca; Bivalvia; Venerida; Veneridae
Product: paired box protein Pax-3-B-like
Exons: 6
Coding region: 305-1702 (465 amino acids)
Biological process (GO): regulation of transcription by RNA polymerase II; anatomical structure development
Molecular function (GO): DNA-binding transcription factor activity, RNA polymerase II-specific; RNA polymerase II cis-regulatory region sequence-specific DNA binding
Source: RefSeq, a predicted model, not a curated record
UCAAGUGAACAUAUCGGGUGGCCAUAUUUGCGGCGAAUCUUCACACCUAAACGCGAUAUCAGUUGACAUUUCAGUGCUAAUUGAAAGUGAUAUUCAUAUCAAAUACUUAAGAUUAUCAGUAGAUUACCGCUGAGUUAAUUAGACUAAUCAUUUACUAGUUACUGAGAGGGGGUUAUACUGACGUUAUUAAACAAGAUGGCGAUAUGAUAAGCCAUCGUGAAGAGUGUUAUUUAUAGACAUUUAAUUAGCACGCCUGGAGACAUCAAAGACACAUCAAACAAGACCGACAGUGGUACCGACAAGGAUGUUGAACCCGGUGUUUCCGUAUCACCUUGCGGGGCUUGGACUCAUGUCUAGCUUUCCUUUGGAAGGACAAGGUCGUGUAAAUCAACUUGGUGGAGUAUUCAUUAAUGGACGGCCUCUCCCAAACCACAUCCGACUGAAAAUUGUAGAAUUGGCCGCACAGGGAGUUCGUCCGUGUGUCAUCAGUCGUCAGCUGAGGGUCUCGCAUGGCUGCGUCUCCAAGAUUCUACAGAGGUACCAAGAAACUGGAAGUAUCCGCCCUGGAGUUAUAGGUGGCUCGAAACCUAGGGUUGCCACACCGGAAGUGGAGAGAAAAAUAGAAACUUAUAAACGGGAUAAUCCUGGAAUAUUUAGUUGGGAAAUUCGUGACAGACUUUUAAAAGAUGGACUUUGUGAUCGUAGUACAGUGCCAAGUGUGAGCUCUAUCAGCCGAGUCCUGAGGGCCAAAUUCAAUAUCAAAGGUUCCGACGGAGACUCAAGUGAAGAUCAUGAAAGUGACACUGAGAGGUCAGAGGUCAGAGGUAACCAUGACAUUGAUGGUAUUCUUGGAAACGACAAAAGUGAUGAGAAGAGCGACGGCGAUGAUGAGCUGUCCGACUGCGACUCGGAACCAGGACUGCAGCUGAAACGCAAACAGAGACGAAGUCGAACUACUUUUACUGCGGAACAAUUAGAAGAAUUGGAACGGGCAUUUGAACGCACACAUUAUCCUGAUAUUUAUACGCGAGAAGAACUAGCUCAAAGAACGAAACUGACCGAGGCCCGAGUCCAGGUGUGGUUCAGUAACCGAAGAGCUAGAUGGCGUAAACAAAUGGGAAGUAAUCAGAUCUCAGCAUUGAACAGUCUCCUACAAGUUCCACAAGGCGUCCCCUCCAACCCAUACAUGCUGCAUGAUGCUCCAAGCUACACAUUCCCAGCCGCACAAGACGCGAUAUGGCAUCGGACAUCAGUGCCGUCUGGAAUACACCAUUCAAUGCCGCCAACAAGUCUCAAACAAGAACACAGCCACACACCGUACCAUGGAAUUAUGGACAACUACUUAAACCAUGCCAGCCAGAUGCACAAUCUUGCCAGCUUACAGUCAAGUUUGCAGUCCAGUCUUCAUUCAAAUUUACCUGCCAAUGAUCCUUUUCCAUCGCAUACCACGUGGGCAAAUUCCAACACACCAAACACACAACAGACACUAGCUGGAUACCCGGGAACAAACCACGUACCGCACAUCUCUGACGUUACAAAAGGCGGCAUCCAUUACAAUCCACAUCUUUCUGCAGUUUCCAGCAUGGAACGUUACGCAGCAGACGAAAGUCUAGCGGCUCUUCGAAUGAAAUCACGUGAACACGCGGUUGCUCUCGGACUUAUGCAUAAUGCAGACAGUGGAAGGGUAUCAGCUGGAUUUUGAGCUCAAUAUCUGAAUUUAGCUGUGUGAAAAGCUCAUGUCUAAUAGAUACAAUAUCAAAUGCUGUUGAAAAGGUGUGCCGAGUUUGUUUAAAGAUAUGUCUAAUAGAUACAACAUCAAAUGCUGUU